Messenger RNA from Contarinia nasturtii (swede midge), 812 nucleotides. RefSeq lists its product as uncharacterized. The record is from RefSeq and is a predicted model, not a curated record. Lineage: Eukaryota; Metazoa; Arthropoda; Insecta; Diptera; Cecidomyiidae. The coding region runs from base 185 to 670 and encodes 161 amino acids. The transcript has 5 exons.
UUCCAUUGUGAGCGCUCAAGGCAUACACAUCGUUGUCCUCAUUAUAAGAAAAAUAAAAUAAAGCUUUUAUCAAUCAAUAAUCAUCCACCAUUAUUACCAAUAAAAAUUUGAAAAUUUCGAUUAUUCAUUUGUGGUUCAAGGUUAAAGAUAAAUAGGGAAAUCAUUGGUGUAAUCCAAAUUUAAGAUGAAAGUGAACGGUUGCUGUUGCUUUACCUUAAGAACCGGUGGUCUUAUAUGUGCAUGGAUUUGGUUAAUUGUGUCAAUACAUAACGUAUUUGAUGUUAAAUAUUGGGUUGAAUACUUUGAACCUAUAACAUAUAUGGUGGUAGCUAUACACUGCCUCAUCGGAAUUUAUUAUGACAAACACAAUUACUUACUGCCAUUUAUAAUUGUGCAGUGUAUUGAUGUCGGCUAUACGAUCCGAGUGGCAAUAGGAAAUCCGAUCGAUUGGCUUGGUCCUAGACUUAUGAUCCACACAUUUAAGUAUAUAAUCGCAAAAUUGGACCAAAAAUUGCAGCAAUCUAUUUUGAAUGAAGGAAUGGGCUUUAUUUACAUCUAUUUUUGGAUUAUUUUUGUUAUUGGAGCAGCCAUUGGAAUCUAUAGUGCGUUGGUUAUGUACUCUCUGUACAAAUCCAUGAAGACAGCCGCGCGUCAGUCAUUGCCGAAAUGAGAUGCCAAUGUACCCAAGUCCAUGUCCUUACAAAGUGUGUUUCAUUGCUGUGAUUUUAUGAAUUUUGGUUUCAAUACAGAAUACAGACAAAUGUAAUAAAAAUUCAAAAAUCGAAUAAAUCGUCAAAUCAAAGUAAAAUUGA